Molecule: messenger RNA, 2789 nt
Organism: Poecilia reticulata (guppy)
Lineage: Eukaryota; Metazoa; Chordata; Actinopteri; Cyprinodontiformes; Poeciliidae
Source: RefSeq, a predicted model, not a curated record
CCUCUCCCCAUUUCCCCGUUCCAGUGAUAAAGUUGUGCGCCUGGACGCCUCAAAGGUUCUGGAGGCGAGCGGCCAUGUUGGAGGAAACGUCUCCAUCCACUGUUUCAGUAGCUGGUCUCCAAUCAACGUUUCUGAGCUCCACAGCGUACAUUUCUGCAAAGGCGUCUGCUCCGGCGAACACACCGUCAUUCAGAUGGAGAUGACGAGCUCUGCCGUGACACGGGACGGGAGAUACAGCAUGGAGUCUAAUGGAGGAGACGGCGGGGUCUUUACUGUCACAAUAAACCGGUUGAGGAAAGCCGAUGCUGGGAGCUACCUCUGUGGAAUGACGAGAACCUUUAACGUCACGUACCAGGAAGUUAGACUAAAAGUUGUAGAUGCUAUCACUGUUCCAGCUGGAUCCUCUAUGACUCAGAGUACCGUCCUGCAGACGGGACUACUCUCUCCCAGAGGCGGCUUUCCGUCAAGCAGCGGAGCAUCCGACGUACCAAUCACACUGCCACCUUCAGAGAGGAAGAGAAGACAGAAAGACGCAAACAACUUCACAGACAUGAUGGUUGUUAUAAUUGUCUCCGGUAGCCUGGCUUUUCUGGUUUGUGCCAUUAUUCCUCUGAUAUUCUACAGACACUGGCGGAAUAUGGGCGGUGAGAACAGAUUGUCAGUGAACAAAAACGAGGAGGACUGCUGCCAGGGAAACAUAGAAACUGCCUCCACUCAGGUCGCGGUGGGGGUUCAGACUUCAGGAGAAGACGACCUUCCAGAAUCUGGCGCAGACGACAGCCUCCGGUAUGCGGCGGCGUACAAGGGGCUGGAUCCCAGAAGCCUCGAAUGAGCAGGAAUUAUUCUGUUGCUGUGCAGCUUUUUAUUGUAAAAAUUGCUCGCUGUAUUUUCAGCAAAAAUAAUAAACAUCUCUUUGAAUAUUUAUGUGUUCCAUAUAAUGUCUUAGACUUUGGAAAGUGACAACUGAGGCAAACAAAAUAUUGAGACCUAGACAAAGAGGCAUGUUAUUCAGUAUUGACAUGGCAGCACGCAAUUAAAAGUUGACAAAAAGACCAGCAGAGGGUGCCACAUAAGUGUUAAAUAACUUAACAUGUCUGCUUUAGAAUAGUAUUUUAUAAAUGUAGUUCAGCGAUUCUUUCACUUUCAUAAGGUUUGUGAAGCUUAGAGCUAACGAAUAAAAUUAGCUAUUUGGCUAUAAUGCAGUUGCUAAUUGUACCUGUUGAACAUUCUGUUUUCUGAAUGAAUCACUUCGUGAGGAAGAAAGAAAAUCAACCUCAAAACUACAAAAUUGAUCCCGUUUGUAUUGAAACUUUUACACUAAAUCUAUAAAACUACUAAUAGAAAACACUUCUUUAAAAUCCUCCACAUCUGUCAUCGGCUUUUAAUAUUACACCAGAAAUUUGCUUUAUUCUUAAAAUAUGAUUGUUCUUUUCUAAAAUAAAAACUGUCUAGAGCAGUUUUGGUCUCAAAACCAGCUCACCAGCUUUCUAUGAAUGGUACACUAGUCGAACCCUACUUUUGAGAAUCCAUCACUACAUAAACACAUACUGAACAACAUUCUGAAAAAUGCUGCAAUUAAAAAAAUAUAUGUAUAUUUAACAUCUCAAACAUUGAUGACUAAAAUCCCCCCCCAAAAAAACCUUAGAAUAUUAGCUUUGUCCAUUGCUGGUAUUUUAUCUUGCAUGUUCAUCUAAUUUAGGCCUGAUGCAAAAAAUAAACUUAGAAUGCUUUUUAUGGGAGUUUGUUGUGUUUUAACAUAUAUCGAGGUUUUAUGAAUCUUAAAUAUUUAUUCAACCCAGUUUAGGUAUUUAAGAUUCAGAUUUAAACUUGUGAACUAGACCUGUUCAUUUUCUUAGUGUUUACAUAUUUUAAAACACUGGGGGGCGCUACUUCCCGUUGACUGAACAACCAAAUAAGAAGCAGAAGACUUCACUGGAGGAAACCAUUAGAAAAGUUUCAUAUUUAAGUGUAAUGCAACAACCAUCCUCUUUUCUACCCACGUAUUUCCUGUCUAAGGUCAAAUGUGUGGUUUAGGUCUUUCUCCAACAUCCAGAUGACUAAAUGUUGUUACACUUAUACUAACAGGUGCAUUGAUUUUAUUAAUGUAUUUUAGCCAUAUUAUCAAUUCAGUAUGCUUAGUGGACACUCACCCCUGUUUAAUAACAGGUUUUUGCAAURUGAAAUAAUGAGGGUCAUAAAUAAUUUUUGAACUUUUUCAACACAAAACAUUUAUCUUGAUUAAUCCAACUGAUAAACAAUAGAAACAUGAAAUUUAAAAAACUGUGAGUAUAUAUAUAUAUAUAUGUGUGUGUGUGGCUAAAUAUUAGAUUGAACCGUUUUUCGAUUUGUUUUCAGCUCUCGGUUUUUAAUUGCCAGAAACAGGAAGCAUCAAACAUGUUGACGCUGAUAUUUAUGACUACCUUGUAAAAGUUCACGAGCCUCUGCCAUGAUUCACAUCAGCCUACGCAUGGUAGGUGAUCAGCAUUGUUCUUGCACGUAGUUUUUGACAUCGUUUCCACGUCUGGAUGUUUUCACGUGACCCUAUUGUUAGCUUAGACUUUUGAAGAAAACAGGAGGAUGUAAUUUUGGAGAAAUGUUUAGUUUUAAUCUUGUCAUAUUUAUGUUUUCUCAUUUUCUGACAAUUGUUUUCACUGAUACAAUGUGUAUAUAAAAUCCUAUGGAAUUUUUUUGUACUCUUCUCCUGACUGAUACCACUGUACAAAGUCAUUCUAAAGCUUCUGUAAACUAAAAGAUGUAAAUGAGCGAAUGUCGGUACUAAAACAUCGGAA